Molecule: messenger RNA, 1806 nt
Organism: Eleginops maclovinus (Patagonian blennie)
Lineage: Eukaryota; Metazoa; Chordata; Actinopteri; Perciformes; Eleginopidae
Gene: dazl
Product: deleted in azoospermia-like
Exons: 10
Coding region: 104-754 (216 amino acids)
Biological process (GO): 3'-UTR-mediated mRNA stabilization; positive regulation of translational initiation
Cellular component (GO): cytoplasm
Molecular function (GO): translation activator activity; mRNA 3'-UTR binding
Source: RefSeq, a predicted model, not a curated record
UUCUGCCAACGUGAGUUGGGCGUUGUCGGGAAGAGGGAUCGCCGCAGCAGCAGGAGCGUUCUUCGUGUUGUGUGUGGCUUACUUAGUUUUAAUCCUUUUAAAUAUGGAGAAUUCCUGGAGCAACACCUAUACCUCUCCAUCCCUAAAGUUGUCAAAUGGCUACGUCCUACCCGAGGGCAAACUGACUCCCAACGCCUUGUUUGUCGGUGGGAUUGACGUGAAGGUGGAUGAAAGUGAAUUGCAAGACUUAUUUGCAAGACAUGGUGCUGUUAAGGAAGUAAAGAUGAUCACCUACCGUGGAGGGAUCUGCAAAGGGUACGGGUUUGUGUACUUCAAUGAAGAUGUGGACAUUCAGGCGAUCAUUGAGCAACCGAUUAGUUUAAAUGGCCGAAAACUCAAGCUGGGCCCUGCCAUCAUGAAAGAAAGGACCGCCAGAACCGUGAGAUCCGAUGAGGUUGGCCCUGCUCCCUGGAUAACUCCCCCUCAGUACUACUACUGCGCCUUUUGCACAUCCAUGGGAGGGGGAGUGCCACAACAAUCACCUAUCGUCAAUGGUGGAGGCCAAUACAAUCAGCCAUAUUCCUACUCCAACUAUGGAGGGAUCAUCGUCCCACAGAGGCCAAUGAACUACACACAGAACCCCUACACCUACCAGACGCAGCACACUUCCCCGGGCUGGAUGUUGGACCAAAGGACACAGCCUGUCAAUCAGGGCUUCAUGGACAGUGGAAUCCAGAUAAUGAAUGUGCAGUAGUCUGAGCAACUUAGCCCACUGCCAGAUUACGCUGCAUUGGCCACGGUGAGUCAAUGCAGACAGGAAGACAUCUUGAUGUUCCUGACGGCUGGAAGCAACUGUACGCCUCACACAGUUUUUCUUAAUGCCCGCCUCGCUUCUCCCUAUAUACAUAUAUAUAUUUUAUAUUUUUUGGGGUAACAAUUUUAAUGUUUGUUUGGGUCCUUUUUAGCCUGCGCAAGGGCUCUGUACAUAAAAAGUAAGUUUAUAGAUGUAUUAAUAUUGUAAAAUUGUCUUAAGUUCAGGUCUAAUGCUUCUGAAUUAAGAAAUGUUGUAAUUAACUGCAGUAUAAGGGCACUUGGUUAAUAAUUUCAAGCACUCAUAUUUAGUUUUUUUUUGGUGCUCUAUCCUGUUUAAUUGGGUGUCGAUUGAGGCAAUAAAUGAGAAUUUUAGUGCCAAAUCAGUUUUACUGAUUUCUUGUCUUGGUCAAACGCCAGACUUUUCAAGCUGAUUAUCACAGAGCAUGGUUCGACACACUGAUCAUCCGUGUUUCAUUUCUAAACCAUCCCAUCCUCAAAUGGUUCCUGAGGUUCCCACUCGAGGACAAUCACGGCAUCAAUUUAUUUUUCCAUUGCUUGUCAAUCGACUUAUAUUUGGCAAUAUAAGUGUAAAACAGUUUUAAUCAACUCCAUAAUCCAUAGAUUAAGGAGCCAAGAAAAAUGGUUCACUGUACAUGGUUCAUUUUAAACUGUUUCUGUGUUUUAAUGUCGCAGGUGAUUUUUGCCUAAAGUAUUUUCCUGUGAAGAAUAAUUAAUGAUCAUUUGUAUAUCUAUAUAUAUUAUUUUCACAAAGUACACUUCAUUUCUUUUCCUUCAACUUUAUACACUAAAGUAGCAGCUUUCAAGUUGUGUGUGGGCAUUAUCCUCAGGGUCUCACGUGUGCAGACCUCUGAUUGUAUUGUUUUUUUGUUCAGAGACCCUGGGCACUGCAUUGUUAGUUUGGUUAAAUGUUAGUGUUCAUGUUUGCAGGGUUUGGAUGUUUUUGCUAAAAAAAAAUAAAACUAUAUAAUUUAA